CUUUGACUUUCAAGUGUUUCGAGGUUAUGUCGAAGAAAGUAUGAUGGAAACUUUACUGUGACUAUGUUGGUUUACUUUAAACAAAACCAUUUUCUAAAGAGGUUGAGACCUGUGACAGAAUGAACCGGAAGAGUGCGACAACACCAUGUUCAGGGAAUGACUUCCAAAGAAGAAGAGGUCUCCGCAGUGUAUGGCUCGAUAUUCCCUAGACGCUUGAGGAGUGGCACACCUUUGGGAGAACAUCGUUUCUCUAAGUCUGCAGAGACAAUGUCGGAAAAAUCGACGAUACUACACAGUAAAAAAGAUGUAGAUGUAAAAGCAUGCAAGUGUACAUCUGAAUGCAAAGCUUGCAGCCAUCAAAAAUCACUCGAAGUUAGGGAAAAGGUCAAUGAUAUAGAAAAUUGUAAUGUAGGGUCCAAACUCAAAUCGCCCGCACCACGUCCUCAGAAAACGACGAAGACGAUCCCAGGCAGAGACAAUCAAAGUAAAGAAAAUGAAAAGUGCAGUGUUGCUGAUGGCGGCACGUUAUCAAAACGGAGAACUUUGACACGCACGACAGUACCGGGACUUGCUAAAAAAAUCCAGCAAAGACAAUUCUUUACAGCACGAGAAAGGAAAUAGUGAUCAUACACCUCAAGAUUUCAGACAUAGGUCUGUGUCGUUCCUCGAGUCUUCAAACAGUGUGGUCAAGGAAAACGCCAAGAAAAGGUCUCAUAAAAUUCUCGAAACUUCUCUCAAACCGUCUCCUACAAAACCUAUGUGCAGUCCGGCAGUCGACGUGGAAGCUGCAAACACGCAUCAUCAAGAGAUAAUUGACAAAGAAAGUACUUCCAGACGACCUUCGACCUGCAAGAGUCUUGAAAUGCCAGACGACUAUUGGGUUAUGAGGAAAACUCUACCUGCAAAAAGAUAGGCAAACUCCCACAUCCCUUAAUGCAAAGACGACAAAAAUUUCUGAUUCUUGCAGCCAGCGAUCCCUCCGACUUCCAUCAAAAAGAUCCACGCAGAAGAAUGUGAAGGUGGAUGUCUUGCAGGAAGUCAGGGUCCGGUCCUCGCCGCAUGUCGGCAGGCAGGCGAACACGGGACCGCAGCGUGUUGACAAACAGCAAAGCCAAGACAGCGUUAGUCCUGGGUCCAGUUCUGAUGGUAUGAAUCCAGGCACCAAAACAUCCUGUUCAAAAGGAACUAGGAGUUCUCGCGAGCAAACCCACGGACAAAGGUACAAUGGAAGUUAUGAACUUCCUGAUCUGCAGUUUUCUGGACAUAACGUUCCGGAUCUCACGACUACAGAAAAGAUGAAUCUUGCCGGGCAUGAACCUGCGCAUCCCCGGGACGAGCCGGUGCUAGAAGAAAGCACGUUACCCCCGGUGGCAAACACGGUGGAGCUUCUAACUGAACCUCGCUCGUGUCACGACCAUGAACAAAACGAAGACAGCGAGGACGACGAUAACAACAGCAAAGGUCGCCUCAUCGACAGUCCAGCAUGUUACUGCCAGGAGUCGGGUGGCUGUGAGGUGGAGAAGGAGCAGGACAGCCCCGGUCCUCCUUUGCUGGAGCCCAUCAUUGUCUUCAAAAGGGAUCCUGAAAGUGAGCUGGAGGAGCCGGGGUCGCUGGACAUCGGCCAGCAGCCUGUGGACGAAGGAAGGGUGCGUCAGCCAGAACUUGCACCGGAGGAAUGAAGAGAGAGAACUGGUCGGCGAGAACGGGAAGAAAGGAUUUUCGAAGCCACGGUCUGGGGUGGCUAACGGGGAUCGAGCUGCCGAACGGAUCUGCGAACUGGGGAGCUUUACAGCUGACUACGUUGAUGGGAAAAGGGAUUGUGCUGAAACAGGAACGUGCUCCAGGCAGGACGACAACGGGUCUCGGCGGCGAAGAAAAGGCAGGCCGAGCAGAAGAGCAAAGACGGAUCCUCGCUGGCUGUCAGAGGCCAGUUUGUCUCCUCGAGAGGACGAAGGCCAGAGAACAGGAAACGUGUACAGAGAUAAGGCUAGCUUGCAGCUCCUUGCAUCAAGAGACAGGCCGUCGAAAGAUCAAACUGCACGGAAAAGCACGGGCAAGCGGCAAGGAGAGGCAAGCAAUGGAUCUGGACGGCGAAACCGCAAGGUGGUGGACCUGGAAUCGCUGUGGGCCAACCCUGAACUGGACACCCACGCAUUUCUGCUGUGGGCAAGCGAGAACCGUCAUGGCAUGCAGAAGCGACAUCCAGACGCCUCCAGCGGCGAGGUUGAACACUUGCUGGCCAGCGAGUGGACCGAGGUGACCUUCUCCGGCAAAGUUCAUUUCCUGUGCAGGGCGAGGGACGCCGGCACCGAUCAGGAUAAGCACGCCUUCCGGAAAAAGAAAGCCCCAUUUGAGAAGAAGAACGCUUCAGACCCCGAGGGCAAUUCCGUGUACGAGCAGUUCCUAAUCCUGCCCUUGGAGCGGCAACGCGAACUGUUGCGGAAGUGGAUGAAGUUCUUCCAGAAGAUGCUGCCGCGCCUGGAGUACCAGGAAUUCAUCAAUGAUUUCAAGAAGGCCUGCAAGAGCCUGCAGCUGCGGCCUGUGUCCGCCCGCCGCAAGAACGCGCGUCUGCGCAACCUGGACCCCACGCACUACAAGAUGCUCUUUGAGAAGAUCCGCGAAGCGCGGCCCCGCGUCAUCAGCAUCUACAACAAGCGGAAGGCAAGGGAGGAUACUGUGCUGUGGCAGAGCUUUCACGCCCUCGUCAGGCGCCUCGUGUUGGGCCAGUCCUGGCCUUUCUUGCGUGGCUGUCGUUCAAAGGUCCUGGGAGAGCUGCUGAAGGACAUUCAGCAACUAGAGGUGGAGGAAGCGCUCGCCCAGAUCGACCCUCCCUUUUCCCUCACCGCCUCUGAAGUCCACGACGUGCUGGGGCAGACUCCUACAGGUCCCUCGACACCCUCCCCAGCCGCCAGCGCCCCGCUGCCGGGGGGCAACGACUUGUUUGAUGAUGUCAGAAUGUUGCCGACCAGCGGCCCUGAGACCGAGGGCUCCAGCAUGGUGCCAAGGGAAGCCACUCCGGUGUCAGGGGCAGGCCACUAUUCCCCUGUGCGGAGCUUCAUCCAAGCCCCAGGUAGCAGCCGCGAGCCGUCUGGCCCUGCAGGAGAUGCCGAGCUGCCGGACAACGCCUUCGUGCUGGGCUUGCUGGACGGAUUGCAGCACGCAGCAGACCUGCCGGUGCUGGACCAGCGCAGCCUGGACACCGUCUUCCUCGGUCCGCCGCCUCGCGUCCGGAUGACCGUCCACACCCGCGACACUCAGCUGCAGCACUCGGCCGCCUAUCGUCGCACCCUGCUGUACAAGCACAUCCAACCUCUUGUGGACACCCACAGCCUCUCCCACGCCCUGCCCUCCUUGUAUCACGGACACCCUCCGCGAUUCUUUUUCCAGGAGGACAGAUAGUGGGCAGAUGACUUUGUGUCAGGGAGGACUGGACUAGUCGAAUGAACGGAAAUGACGCACGAGGCAUGCUUUUGCUUCCCAUGUGCCAGGCCAGAUCGUGAAACGAGAUUUCUCCUGCCACCCCAAUCUCGUUCCACCAUCCAACUCUUUGUCUCGCGGCACUUCCACGGCUUCCCGAAAGAGUGCAAUGUUUGAAAUUGAGCAGGCGAGAGGAAAUAAGCAGUGGUUUAUUGGCAUACUGCUCUUUGUUUGCAAAGGAUAGCCGUCAGGUUGGCUGAAUUUAAAGAAUUUUCUGGAAACAGCUGAAAGAAAAGCGAAUCAGUUUAUUAGCGUGAAUAAAAGUGAGUACUUGACUCUAACCUUCAAACACAUUUAACCAAAUUUUUAGACUAGUAUGUUAAAAUACAGUAGAACAUCUCGAUAAAUAUUUUUUUUAAUCUAAAGUAAUGUAAACCAAAAUUCAACAAAAUCUCGGAAUAUCAUAAAUAAUUUCGCUGUUUGUAAACAAACACUUCUUUGUGCA
Messenger RNA from Pomacea canaliculata, 3922 nucleotides. RefSeq lists its product as uncharacterized. The coding region runs from base 1417 to 3399 and encodes 660 amino acids. Lineage: Eukaryota; Metazoa; Mollusca; Gastropoda; Architaenioglossa; Ampullariidae. The transcript is spliced from 8 exons. The record is from RefSeq and is a predicted model, not a curated record.